Messenger RNA from Thrips palmi, 4972 nucleotides. It is a transcript of the gene CycT, whose product is annotated as cyclin-T. Gene Ontology annotation, molecular function: cyclin-dependent protein serine/threonine kinase activator activity. The record is from RefSeq and is a predicted model, not a curated record. Gene Ontology annotation, biological process: positive regulation of DNA-templated transcription, elongation; regulation of transcription by RNA polymerase II. The transcript is spliced from 10 exons. Gene Ontology annotation, cellular component: nucleus; cyclin/CDK positive transcription elongation factor complex. Lineage: Eukaryota; Metazoa; Arthropoda; Insecta; Thysanoptera; Thripidae. The coding region runs from base 61 to 3747 and encodes 1228 amino acids.
CAUGUUUUAUUUGUGAUUCGUGCAGUGUGAACUUCCGGUGUGAUCUUCAUGGAGGAUUAAAUGGCGGCUGAUGAAAAGUGGUAUUUUACCAAAGAACAGUUAGCAAAUACACCGAGCACAAAAUGUGGUUACAAUGUGGACGGGGAAUUAUCAAGUCGCCAACAAGCUGCUCAUCUCAUCCAGGACAUGGGGCAGCGCCUACAAGUGACCCAGCUCUGCAUCAACACAGCCAUGGUCUACAUGCACCGAUUUUAUGUUUUUCACUCGUUCUCACAAUUCAACCUGGAUUCUAUGGCGGCUGCAGCUCUGUUCCUUGCUGCCAAGGUCGAGGAACAGCCUCGGAAAUUAGAACAUAUUAUUAGAGUAAAACAAAUUUGUCAGCAUAGGACGCAGGAAGCUUUAGACACAAGAUCAGAGCAAUAUCUAGAACAGGCCCAGGAUUUAGUUUUUAAUGAAAAUGUCCUACUUCAGACAUUGGGAUUUGAUGUAGCUAUAGAUCAUCCUCACACCCAUGUUGUCCGAUGUUGCCACUUAGUGCGUGCCAGUAAAGACCUCGCCCAAACGUCGUACUUUAUGGCCUCAAACAGUUUGCAUUUAACCACCAUGUGCCUUCAAUACAAACCCACAGUAGUGGCGUGCUUUUGUAUCCACUUAGCAUGCAAGUGGUCUAAUUGGGAGAUUCCUCAAUCAAAUGAAGGAAAAUAUUGGUUUUACUAUGUUGAUAAAACUGUUACUCAAGACUUAUUAGAACAAUUAACUGAUGAAUUCCUUGUUAUAUUUGAAAAAUGCCCCUCAAGGCUCAAGAAGAAAAUUAAAUCAGCAAAUCAGAAUACAACAUACCAAUUUGACAAAAUGAUUCCAGGUAGAGAUUCAGUGAUUGAAGGUGUUAGCUUUCAGUCUCAGCACAGACCAGAUCCGAAUAAACCCUCUUCCUCUCAAGCUUCUCAGAGUUCCGCUCAGCGUGCUGAUUCUCGAGAGUAUCAAGAGAAGCGCGAGCGUCCAGUGGCUCCACAGGGCUCCCACUCUCAACACAGGGAUGGUCACCACCGGAGUCAUCAUGCCGGUCAUCCUCACCCUUCAUCUUCCUCUGCUUUGCUCAAGCCUCAUGCUGGUAUGCCUGUGCACAACAAAAUGCCACACCCCACCCAGCAUCGCUCGUCAAUGCCCCACCACCCUCGACCAGAUCACCAUGGGAGGCCAGAGCAUCCACAAAGGCCUGACCACCAGCAGAGGCCUGACCAUCCACCAAGGCCAGACCACCAACAGAGGCCUGACCAUCCACCAAGGCCAGAUCACCCACAGAGGCUGGAUCAUCAAACAAGGUCAGACUACCAACAGAGACCUGAUCGCCAGGCAAGGCCAGAUCAUGGUGUGAGGCCAGAUCACCAUUCCCGAAGCGAUCAUCAAGUGAGGCCUGAUCAAGUGAGGCCAGAUCACCAUCAAGUUCGUCCCGAUCACCCAAACAGACCAGAUCAUCAGCAACGCGCUGAGCAUCAUGCAAGGCCAGACCACCAAACUCGGCCUGACCAUCAAGUCAGAUCAGAUCAUCAGAUGAGGCCGGACCAUUCAGGAAAUCAGGUCACUGCUGCUAGAGAUCAGCUCAGAAGAGAAGCGGCUCAACAGAGAGAAGCUUCUCGCAGGGAAGUUUCCUCAAUCCACCAUAUUCAGUCAUCUCUCAUGACUCAUUCACCUGCCCAAAGGACAACUAGUGGUGAUAGUGCAAUCAGUUCGAGUAGUUCAACUUCAUUAACCCCUUCAAGUCAAGAUUGGUCUGGAUUUGGUGUGACUACAGCUGCUGCAGGUGGUCCGUCACCUUUACCCCAGAAGCAACCUGGUCCCUCUGAUCCAAGCCAUAGACAUUCUUCUGGAAGUCAUGAUAAGCUCAAAGCUUCUAAUACAAAUAUGGACUCUUAUUCAAGACAUAAAGGUAGCUUAUCAGCUACUGAUCGUAGGGCAACUAAUACUCCUAUGUCAUUAGACAGAAAAAUGAUGCAGGAAAUAUCUGAGAGACGUCAACUUGAGUCAUUCUUUGGAAAAUCUGAGGCAGUGGAGAGGAUCAAUGAAAAGCAUCAAGUUAAACAUAUGCCCUUUAAAGAUGUAAAGAAGGAAUCUGACACCGUCCAAUUACAACCUCAACCUUCCAUGGUACCUUCCUUACACAUCAAGAAAGAAAAAGUAUCUCCCUCUAGGCAAUUAAUUAAUGCUGUUCCUUCUGGAAGAAUGGAAUCAGAUAUGACUGCACCCUCAAUGUCAAUGAGACAAAAUAGUUACAAGCCCUCAUCAAGUGAGUACCUUCUUGUGAAGAAUAUCAAAACUGAACCUAAUGCAGAAUCUCUUUCUGGUACAAGAAAUGGGACCACUGUUCCUGCCCUCUUGACACCUAAAGUUGAGAAGGUAGAAACAGAUAUAAGGACUGAAGGAUCUUCAAUGACAAGUAGACUUCCCCCUGUGAAAAGUAGUAUCUUUAGUCCAGAGAAAACUUUACCUAAAGAAAGAGAAUCGCCUAUCCUCCAGCGACCUGUUAAAACCAAUUGUCCAUCGCCUGGUAUAGCUUUUGGCUCCCCUCCAGUUACACCUGGCAAAUCUCAAAGCCUUAGUCUCCUCACUAGAAUUGGUCCUGCAAUUGAAAAUGAACCAAUGAUGGACGUUUUUAAAAUGGAGAAGGAUGCUGGGUAUGAUAGCCAGGUCAGAGAUAGCCGAGUAGAAAUGAAGAAUGUACAUCAAAAUGACAAUUCCUCUUUUGUGUCAUCUAAUAGAGGCAUGCAUGCAAUGUCCAUGCCUCCUUCAUUAGCUAAAGUGGAACCCAAGCCGGCGCACCAUUUGCUCAAUAAAACCUCAACUUAUCCUAAUAAUGAGAUUAAGGCCGUGCUUCAUCCACCUCUUAUGCCCAAUUUACUUCAAGCUAGGAGUAAUGCCGUUGUGCCUGAUGAGAGGCAGUCGUCUCCUGCUGCUGUUAUGCCAGAUGUGCGCUCCAUGGUGCCUGUAAAGAUGCCAGAUGUAAGGUCAGCAAUGCCCCUUGUUCCAGUUGAAGCGGACUUGGGUGCUGUGGCUUUCCCUGCAUCAGAGGUCAAGGACGUGGCAUCUAGCACCCCAUCAGCUGAAGGAGCGGACCACCACCAUCACAAAGCCAAGAAGAAAAAAGAAAAGAAAGAAAAGCAUAGACACAAAGAUAAAGAUAAGGAGAAGCAUAAAGAAGAGAAAAAACAUAAAAACAAACAUAAAGAAAAGGACAAAGAAAGGCGGAAAGGUGAACCUGACAACAUGGAUCCAGCCCAGACUCCGAAUCUGUCUCGUCAACCAGCAAUCACUUUGAAAAUUCCGAAGGCAAAUAUCACACCGCCUCCAGUUCCAGCAGUUGCUGCCCCCUCCUCUGGUGGUAGCUUGAAGCUCAAGAUUAAUCUUGCCCAAUUAUCAUCGGCAUCAAGUAGCUCCUCGUCUUCCAAGGAAUCCCGUAAGAGAGAGCGGGAUAGGACCAGUCCUGGCUUGGAUGUGUUACAUUCGAAAGCUCCAAAGUUGAGUUCAGAUGCCGACACCCCAAAGCGUGGUGCCAGCAUUGGCAACGCCCCCCAUAGUGGCUCAAGCAAGAGUAAUUAUGCCAGGCAAAACGGUUUGGAUUCUCGGGGAGGGGGCCGACAUCAUAUGCCGCAGCCACAACACUACAGUGGAAACAAGAUGGUGUUGGAUGGUUCCUCUAUGAAGCCCUCAGAGAUUAGCAAGAAUAGCUCUUCUCACUCUUCUACCUCAUAGGAAAAUUUGUAAAGUAAGUCAACAUUAAGUAUUUUUCACAGGUAAAAACUGUGAAAAUGUCGAAGGCUCCAGUUCUCGACUUAUUUAGAUGUUACAAUUGACACGUUAUUCAAUUCAGGUACAGUGGAACUCGUUUAUAGUAAGUGAGAAAUUGUGAUUAUUUUACUCAUGUGUUGCGCUAUGACAUCUCUGUUCGGCCCAUAGAGAGAUGUGACCAGUCUUAUACUGGCAUCAGUCAAUGGUUCCGCCCAUGGAGACACUAUGGUGCAGCAAUCAGAUAGAGGUGUGAUCACAAUUUAACACCUUAUAAGCAGGUCCCACAGUAGUAACUCUUGUACAUUGUGAUAAAACUACUUGUUUGAUGGUUAUUACUUCUCUGUGCAUCAUUAAAUAAUUCAUUGUUAUUGUAAAUGUUUGGCAUUUAGCGACAGAUACUUUAAUUUUUUAUUAAAUGAAGCUUUGCUAAUAGUUACAGAAUGUUGAGUAACAUUUUCAGUACCUAAUUGUUUGAUAUACCAAAUAUUCUAAGAGGAAAAAAUAUUGUUAUUAUUAUAAUGUGGCGAGUACUUGAAAGGGUGACAGAACUUUAAUAGUCUUAUUACCUACUCCUGGAGGAGUUUAUUGAUAGCGAAUCAUGUAAAGCAGUGUUUUAUUUAUGAAAUGAAGGUGUGUGUGUGUGUGUGAAGAGAAGCCUUGUUCGAAUUUUCGUGCAGCACCUCUAAAGUAAACUCUUCUAGCUAACAAAUUUUACUGUUUGUAAUUCUUUAUUAGGUUCAUUCAUUGAAAGGGCACAUUUUAGUGCACUGUCGGCUGAGACUGAUGAUUUUGUGAAGAUGUAGCAUCUCUGAAAUUUUUUAUUUUCUAACAUUGUUCAUACUUGGCAUUUGAAGGCUCUGACAUUUUAUAGUUAUAAUAAGGUGCUGUAGUGAUCCUUACAUUUGUCUAACAUCCUCAUUGAUAGCCUGACUUUUUCCUCCUUUAGUUUUUUGUUAUUGUUUCAUUGUCCUGUAUCACCUUAAGUCCUCCUGUUUUCUGAAUUGUUAAAUAUUGCUUUAAACAGUGGAAAUUGCAGGGGCUGUAUACAGUUGUGCAUUGUUAAUGCACUAAGGCCAUGAAAAUGUUGCUACUUUUUCAUUUUUUAUUUAUUUUUAUUUGAUAAGAUUGGGAGCAAGUGGCUCUGUGUGGUCACUGUAAGCUGUCAAUAAACAAAUUUGUUACUUUCUUU